This is a messenger RNA of Tripterygium wilfordii, 1278 nucleotides long. RefSeq names its product zingipain-2-like. Gene Ontology annotation, cellular component: lysosome. The transcript has 2 exons. Lineage: Eukaryota; Viridiplantae; Streptophyta; Magnoliopsida; Celastrales; Celastraceae. The record is from RefSeq and is a predicted model, not a curated record. Gene Ontology annotation, molecular function: cysteine-type endopeptidase activity. Bases 1 to 1104 code for a protein of 367 amino acids.
AUGAGUCCAUCUCUUCUAAACAAGUCCAUCGCUUCCAUGUUGCUGGUCUUGGUGUUUUGUGCAGCCCAAGGCCAAUCCGGAAUCUUGGAUGAUGCCUUCACGGUUGCUUUCGAUAAGGUGUUUUCUGAAACUCGAGGCCUGUUCGCGGCCUUGAAGGAUGACUCCUCCAUUGCUGAAAAGUUUGAGCAAUGGAUGGCCAAACACGGUCGCUCUUACAACAGCAUUACUGAGAGGGUGAACCGAUUCUACAUAUUCAAGGACAACUAUGAGUACAUUGAAAACUUCAACAAGGCUAAGAACAAGACUUUCAAGUUAGGCAUCAAUGCAUUUUCAGAUUUAACUAAUGAUGAGUUUUUGGCCAUGUAUGCCGGCAGUAAUUUGAACAUCCCAGCUAUCUCUAGCCCAUUGAAUACAACCUCUAGGUACCAAAACCGGCGAAGCCUUGCCGAUGUUCCAUCAAGCAUAAAUUGGGUAGAAAAAGGAGCUGUGACCCCCAUAAAGAACCAAGGUUCAUGUGGAUCUUGUUGGACAUUUUCGGUAAUUGCAGCCACAGAAGGGAUUGUACAGAUCAAAACUGGGGAAUUGUUGACUCUAUCAGAGCAACAAAUAUUGGAUUGUAACUUUGAGUAUUACGGCUGCCAUGGUGGUUCGAUUAUUGCAGCAUAUGAUUACAUUGUACGAAACAAAGGCAUCGCAAAUGGUACAACGUACCCAUACGAGGGAAAAAAAUUAACUUGUAACACUGCCUUGGCCUCGGAAAUUACUGCCCAAAUUAGUAAUUUUGAAAUAUUGCAUGCUAACGACGAGGGAGCAUUACUAGAGGCUGUAGCUCAACAACCUGUCUCAGUUGUCAUUGAUACUAGAGGAAGAACCUUUCAACACUACCAUAGCGGGGUUUACACUGCACCUUGUGGCACUUUACCGAACCAUGCUAUUACCGCAGUUGGGUAUGGUACUAGUGAGGAUGGCAUUAAGUACUGGCUGCUAAAAAAUUCGUGGGCCACGACUUGGGGUGAAGACGGGUACAUGAGGAUUAAGAGAGACGAUUCAAAUUCUUACGGUCAUUGCGGCAUUGCCAUGCAUUCUAUCUACCCUGUUUUCUAAGAAACAAGAUCAAACAGAAGAUGAAUAGGUAGCUCCUUGAGCUUGCUUUCCUACCAUCUGAAGUACUAGUCAAGCAGUUGAAUAAGUAGCUCAUUGAGCUUCCUACCUACAAUAAGCUUGUUAUGUAUUUUUGGCUGUGAAAAUGCCAGAAUUAUGUUGUUGCUUGUAUCAUAA